Nanorana parkeri is the source of this 537-nucleotide messenger RNA. RefSeq names its product protein Aatf-like. Bases 1 to 537 code for a protein of 178 amino acids. The record is from RefSeq and is a predicted model, not a curated record. The transcript is spliced from 3 exons. Lineage: Eukaryota; Metazoa; Chordata; Amphibia; Anura; Dicroglossidae.
AUGGACGGCAAAGAAAUGGCUGAUUCGGAGCCAGAGCCCAGCGACUCAAGCACGGACGAAGAGGACAACUUAAAAGGAAUGACCAACGCCCAAAAACUUUUGACUGAAAGUACCAUUCAAGAUACUCAAGAUGAGGCUUCAGUAAAAGAGCAAGAAUCUGGACAAGAGCAAGAUGAAACAGAAGUCAAAGAUAGUGUGGAUUCGAAACAUGUAGAGGCUGAGAAAGAUUUCAAAGCUGACACCGAAGAUGAAAUAAAAGAGGCAGCAGGAGAUUUAGAUCAAGAAACGUCUGAGGAAAAAGCUGAAAUACCAAGUGAAUAUCUUUCAGAAGAAUCCAUACCCUUCGAUUUAAAAGCAGACGAUGCAGAAUUAAAUAACACCAAGGAGGAUGAAGGUUUGGAAGAGAACAUUGGUAAAGAGGAAGCAGUAGGGCUUGGUUGUGAAAUAAAAACAGAUCCUGAAGAUGAUAAAAUGGCAGAAACUCUACCAAGUUCUGCAAGACAUCUGGUGACCUCAUUGUUGAGGGUGCUGAAAUAA